Sphaeramia orbicularis (orbiculate cardinalfish) is the source of this 4348-nucleotide messenger RNA. It is a transcript of the gene usp49, whose product is annotated as ubiquitin specific peptidase 49. The transcript has 7 exons. Bases 792 to 2828 code for a protein of 678 amino acids. The record is from RefSeq and is a predicted model, not a curated record. Gene Ontology annotation, biological process: protein deubiquitination. Lineage: Eukaryota; Metazoa; Chordata; Actinopteri; Kurtiformes; Apogonidae. Gene Ontology annotation, molecular function: zinc ion binding; cysteine-type deubiquitinase activity.
UCCUCCUAAGAAAGCAUUUUUCUGUCGUAAUCGAAGUGGGGUGUAACAUUAGCCAUUUAAAUGAACUAUACCCCAAACUACUGGGAUGAGUCUGAGACACACCACUUGAAUAAUUUCUGCCUGGAAUUUUACUGGACUACUCCUUGACUUGACACUGGAUCACUAUCACCUGCAGUGUCAGGUCCCUGAAUACUCUUAAACAAAGCUUUUCCAUAAUGCCCAGCCAUCAGGGUGAGUUUAGACAGUGGCUGGUGUAAAACAGGAGCAUACAUCUAAAUACAUUCAUCAGAUUAGCACAGAGCAGCUGACACAUGGCGCACAGGGAUUUCAGGGACACAGGGGUCAAAGGCUCAGCGGCAGGCAGUUGUUCCGUGCCCGGGUUCGCAGUCCAGCCUCGGUUAUUGUUCCAUGUGGCCUCGGUGGGUGGACGGACGGACGGUCCAUCCUGCUGCCUGUUGUUCCGCCAUUCCGCCAAUGAGAGGCCGGCUGCCGCUCAGUCCCAGUCCAAUGAGAGCAGCGGGGUCUGGGCUCGGAUCGAGAGUUGGGUUGUUCAAUCUGAGAGAGGAGGACAACAACCAGCUUAGAGUGUACCGGAUGGAUGGAUGUUGGCGAUGAGUGUUCCCGUUGGUGCUGUUGGUUGACAGUAGGUAUGGUGAUUGAGCUGAACAGUGCUGCUGAGUUCUCUGAUGUGUAGUCCCAAACCUGGUCGAGCAAAUUAUUUUUACAAAUGAAUUGCUGCUUGGUUGCAGGACGUGUGUCCUAUCAGUGAGGCCACAUGUGUAUCUGGAGAGAUGGAUCGUUGUAAACACGUGGGACGCCUUCGUCUGGGCCACGACCAUUCCAUUCUCAAUCCUCAAAAAUGGCAGUGUGUGGAUUGCAGCACCACCGAUUCCGUGUGGGCAUGCCUAAAGUGUUCCCAUGUGGCCUGUGGACGUUUCAUGGAGGAGCACUCACUGAAACACUUUCAGGAGUCUCAGCACCCACUGGCUAUGGAGGUGCGUGAGCUGGAUGUUUUCUGUUUUGCCUGUGGAGACUAUGUACUCAAUGAUAAUGCAGAGGGAGACCUCAAACUCCUCAGAGGUGCACUCUCUACUGUUCGCAGCCCAGGUAGACGGUCCCUACGCUCAUCAACUGGAGGGGAUUGUACCCCCUGGGUUGGGGAAAGUGGGUCACAGCCUGGCAUGCAGUUGGCCUCACGCCACAGGAGGAAAGCUCUCUUAGGGAAGAUGUUGAGGAGGUGGAUGAGCAAACAUCAGGAGCUGCAGAAUCAGCGCGAAGAGAAACUUGAGGAAGCUAGAAGACAAAAGAAAGAGGUGAAAAGGAGACUCAUGGAAGAGCUUGGUAAUGUUCCUCCCAGAAAGAGUGCUAGGCUUCUUACUCAGGCGCCACGUUCAACCAUCACACUCAUUCCUCGCAAAUUUCGCGACCCUCCAGAACGCCUACCUCCUCCUCCCAAGAAGCCUUCCUUAAUGCCCCUGUCUCCUAAGGCCCCUCAGAAUGGCAGAGCUGCUAAACUGAGGAGGUAUUAUUCCACACAUGCCGCAACACGACAGAGACUGGCUCCAGGUGUCACUGGUCUGCGCAACUUGGGGAACACAUGCUAUAUGAACUCAAUAUUGCAAGUGCUGAGCCACCUGCAGAAAUUCAGGGAGUGUUUUCUCACUUUGGACCUCUGUGAGACUGAGGAGUUGCUGGCUAAGACCAAUCAUUCACAGGACAUGAAGGGUGUAACAGGAGGUGUAGUCAGCAGUGGUGACACAGCAAUGACUGGAUGCCCUCUCGGACGCGUGGGGAAGGCAGCCAGUUGGAAUUUGCCAGUGGAUAAAAAAGAAAGCACCCCACUUCCCCCUGCGCAGGCUGCGGAGUUGGUCCAGCCCAAAGAGCCUCGCUGCUCUACUCGCCAGCAGAUGUCUCUGUGCCAUGAGUUGCAUACACUUUUCAGGGUCAUGUGGUCAGGCCGGUGGUCUUUGGUAUCUCCUUUUGCCAUGCUACACUCUGUGUGGAACCUCAUCCCAGCGUUCCGUGGGUAUGACCAGCAGGAUGCCCAGGAGUUCUUGUGUGAGCUGCUGGAUAAAGUUCAGCAGGAGCUGGACACAGAAGGGUCCAAACGAAGGAUAGUUAUCCCCAUCACCAAGAGGAAACUUUCCAAGCAAGUGCUAAAGGUUCUUAACACCAUCUUUCAUGGGCAGCUACUCAGCCAGGUGACAUGUCUGUCUUGUAAGCACAAGUCUAACACAGUUGAGCCAUUCUGGGAUUUGUCUUUGGAGUUUCCAGAGCGUUAUCACAGCAUCAAUAAAAGCUCAGGCUCUACAGCUUACCAGCGCAGCUGCACCCUCACUGAGAUGCUGUCCAAGUUUACGGAGAUGGAGGCUCUUGAAGGCAGCAUCUAUGCCUGCAACCACUGCAACAAAAGAAGACGGAAAACAUCCCACAAACCCUUAGUUCUGUCAGAGGCACGUAAGCAGCUUCUGAUCUACCGUUUACCUCAGGUUCUACGGCUGCACCUCAAACGCUUCAGAUGGUCGGGGCGGAACCACAGGGAGAAAAUCGGCGUCCAUGUGGCCUUUGACCAGGUUCUGAACAUCAAACCUUACUGCUGCACAGGCUCAGGUCACUCCGUCCACAGAGGAGGCUACAUCUACGAUCUGUCUGCUGUAGUCAUGCAUCAUGGCAAAGGCUUCGGCUCAGGGCACUACACCGCAUACUGCUACAACACAGAAGGAGGUUUCUGGGUCCACUGUAAUGACUCUGAGAUGAAGGUUUGCAGUGUGGAGGAAGUGUGCAACACUCAGGCCUAUAUUCUCUUUUAUACCCAGAGGUCUGCCUAGGUACUGUACCUCUCGCUGUGAUGUCGACCUGAACAUGGAAACUUUAGACUGCAUUUAUGAAAAUGUUCUCUGGUGUGUUCCCAGGUGUUAUUAAAUCAUUACUUUGAAAUGAUUUACUAAAAAAAGAUGGCAAUGAGGGCAAUGGGACAGCUAUGAGCAUCAGUCAAGGCGUAGUAGCAUAAUCUAAAAGAGAAAGAAAAAUCAGAGGUGUACAUUCUGUAAUUUGAAAGGAAAGGAUUUAAACAGAGGGAAAACUAAAUGAGGUCAUGAUUUUAUUUUUUUUUGAGUAAAUCAAAUCAGAAACAUUUUUAUAAAUGUGGUCACAGGUUUCUCAGCCUGUGGGACCAGCACAUUGGUUUAUGGCCUGAAGACUGUGGGAGCAUUACAGACUGUGUCCUGCUGAACACCAAUCUGUGUGUCCAUGUUUUUAUAAACACCCAGGCGCUCUUUUCAGACAGCAUUUUACAUCUGAAGGCAGCAUGGAUUCUGGAGUUCAGAGCAUUUUCUCGUAAUCAUGUUGUUGGUGUGCUCUUUACAUAUAACAGUACAUUUUAUCCCAGUGCACUAAAUAUUCUAAGGGGUACAUCUGCCAACAUGAUUGCAUAGAUUUUGAUAUUACAGCCUCAAGUCCAGUCUCUUUGUUGCCUCCUGUUCAACUUUUUUAAUUCUUGUGAAAUGUCAGUUGUGGAGACUUUUUAUACUCAUCCCUGUGUCAUAUGUUUCAAUCUAUCCUCUCCUCAACUGUACUGCUGUGACUGAAUACUGUGUCUUAGGCUUGAAGCCUCUGCCCUUUGCUCUCAGUGAACAGGAAGUGUUUUUGUUUUUAGAUAUAUUUUUUAACAUUUCACUUUUGUGGAAAAAAAGUGUGAGUUUUUGACACUUAUUAGAGAAUGAUUUGGUGGGAAAGCUGCACUUUUGAGGAGGGGCUAAUACUGUUUGUCCUAUUUUUGUGAUUGUUUAUCUUUUAGCUCCUGUAAGUUCUUUAAAUGGCAGCUCUCGCUGUGGUGGGACAGUUAGAGUAGUCUGAGCCCAGGCUGGACACCCGGCCCCUGCUUUUUUCCUGCAGGAGGUCAGAGAUGAGUUAAAGGGCAGACUGCAGAACUGACGAAUGUGUUUUGGGCAGACUUGGGUUACCCAUUUUAAGUUGAGCACCUGAAAGCAAUAUAUUGUACAUCUUGCAUCUUGACAGGUAAUUAAGAUAAAAUCAGGAAUUCUUCUGCUUGUUAUACAACGUUUUUUUUUCUACUCUGCUGUUUCUAUCAAGGUCUUUAGAAUUUGCUAGGUAAUCCAGAAAACCUGUUGUGUUUGAUACGAGUCAAAUGCAAAUUACAUUUGUGAACUCUAUGUAAAAGUUGGAACAAUCUAAUGACGGUGAAUGUCUUACUUUUUAGUGGUCAGGCGUGGCCAUGCCACUGAUUCCCUUGAGUUCUGUCUUGUAAUGUAAGAAUACCUGUCAUAAAUGUAAUAGUCCUAUGGGUUUUGCCUGACGGUAAUUAUUAAAAAGACAAAUGUGAAAUGUU